UUCAUACUAUAUGAUGCCAAACAAAGCAAGAGCUAUCCUCAGUAAACAAGCUCUAGCUUCAGCCAUGGCUAUAGUUCUCAAUCUCCAUUAUUAUCUUCUUCUUCUUGUUACUCUUUCUUCAACCUUCUUUCUCCUCCCUCACAAUCUCGCCACCGCGGACGACACAUUAAUCGAGCAACAAUGUCGGCAAACAGACGCCCCGACAAUAUGCAUUCACUGCAUAAAAUCCCACCCAGAAGCUGCUAAGAAAGCUAACAAACCUGAAACUGUCGCUGCCAUUCUCGUGACUUGUCUAAGCGACGGUGCAGAGAUCUUGAAAGGCAACAUGUCAACACUGGCUUCUUGCACACAAGACAAGAAUUUUAAGGGCGAUUGCGAGGAUUGCAGCAAGUGUUUCGUCGAAGCAAAGGCGAAACUGUCGUCGGCAACCAAUGCACUGAAGAAGGGCGACUAUGAUAAGGCUAAUCACAUCCUGGCCACGGCUCUUCUUAGCAGUAAAAUGAUUGCUUGUGGGUUGAAAAUCGAGAGGUAUAAAUCGAAAGUUCCUGAUGAUGUUUAUAAUAUGAGGAUUUAUAAAGAACUCACUGGUGUAGCCAUGAACAUCAUUGAUCGACUCUCUUAUAGGGAAAAACCCUGAUGCUUCAUAUCAUAAUUAAUGUACCUCUAUUUUGAAUAAUAAUGAAAAUUGUGAGCUGAUCAAAGUAA
Molecule: messenger RNA, 705 nt
Organism: Mangifera indica (mango)
Lineage: Eukaryota; Viridiplantae; Streptophyta; Magnoliopsida; Sapindales; Anacardiaceae
Exons: 1
Coding region: 11-637 (208 amino acids)
Biological process (GO): negative regulation of catalytic activity
Molecular function (GO): pectinesterase inhibitor activity
Source: RefSeq, a predicted model, not a curated record